AUGAGAAGAUUAUGCAUUUUCACUUAUAAAAGUUUGUAUGCAACAACUCAUAGAAUCACAAAUAGUAAAACUGAAUUGGUAACUCAUACCAGUGUACCAACUUCUAUUCUAAAUGAAUAA
Dictyostelium discoideum AX4 is the source of this 120-nucleotide messenger RNA. RefSeq lists its product as hypothetical. The coding region runs from base 1 to 120 and encodes 39 amino acids. The record is from RefSeq and is a predicted model, not a curated record. NCBI's taxonomy places the organism in Eukaryota, Evosea, Eumycetozoa, Dictyosteliales, Dictyosteliaceae. The transcript has a single exon.